Trichechus manatus latirostris (Florida manatee) is the source of this 2298-nucleotide messenger RNA. It is a transcript of the gene KCNF1, whose product is annotated as potassium voltage-gated channel modifier subfamily F member 1. Gene Ontology annotation, biological process: protein homooligomerization; potassium ion transmembrane transport. The transcript has a single exon. Gene Ontology annotation, cellular component: voltage-gated potassium channel complex; membrane. Gene Ontology annotation, molecular function: voltage-gated potassium channel activity. The record is from RefSeq and is a predicted model, not a curated record. Lineage: Eukaryota; Metazoa; Chordata; Mammalia; Sirenia; Trichechidae. Bases 199 to 1683 code for a protein of 494 amino acids.
GAGUGCUCCCAGCCGGCGCGCUCCAGCCCUCGGAUGCCCGGCCGGAACCCCGCCGCUUGUUGCAUGCCUCCGCGGCUCUCCCCAGCCGGCUGCUGUCUGCUGUGACUCCCUUCCUGGCAGGCGGGCGCCGGUGAGGCUGUACCCCAGGCCACGCACUUGUGGGCUCCAGCGCACAACCCGAGGCUAGAAGCUGGGAGGAUGGACGAGUCCGGGGAGCGCAACCUCCCGGAGCUGGGCAGCCAGGGUUCCGGAGCCGGCGAGGACAUUGAGAUCGUCGUGAAUGUGGGGGGCGUGCGGCAGGUGCUGUACGGAGACCUCCUCAGCCAGUACCCGGAGACCAGGCUGGCGGAGUUAAUCAACUGCUUGGCUGGGGGCUACGACACCAUCUUUUCCCUGUGCGACGACUACGACCCCGGGAAACGGGAGUUCUACUUUGACAGAGACCCUGACGCGUUCAAGUGUGUCAUAGAGGUGUACUAUUUUGGGGAGGUCCACAUGAAGAAGGGCAUCUGCCCCAUUUGCUUCAAGAACGAGAUGGACUUCUGGAAGGUAGACCUCAAGUUCCUGGACGAUUGUUGUAAGAGCCACCUGAGCGAGAAGCGCGAGGAGCUGGAGGAGAUCGCGCGCCGGGUGCAGCUCAUCCUGGACGACCUGGGUGUGGACGCGGCCGAGAGCGGCUGGCGGCGCUGCCAGAAGUGCGUCUGGAAGUUCCUGGAGAAGCCCGAGUCGUCGUGCCCGGCGCGAGUGGUGGCCGUACUGUCCUUCCUGCUCAUCCUCAUCUCCUCAGUGGUUAUGUGCAUGGGCACCAUUCCCGAGCUGCAGGUGCUGGACGCCGACGGCAACCGCGUGGAGCACCCGACGCUGGAGAACGUAGAGACGGCGUGCAUCGGCUGGUUCACGCUGGAGUACCUGCUGCGCCUCUUCUCCUCACCCAACAAGCUGCAUUUCGCCCUGUCCUUCAUGAAUAUCGUGGACGUGCUGGCCAUCCUGCCCUUCUACGUGAGCCUCACCCUCACGCACCUGGGCGCCCGAAUGAUGGAGCUGACCAACGUGCAGCAGGCGGUGCAGGCCCUGCGGAUCAUGCGCAUCGCAAGAAUCUUCAAGCUGGCGCGCCACUCCUCAGGUCUGCAGACCCUCACCUAUGCCCUCAAGCGCAGCUUCAAGGAACUGGGGCUGCUGCUCAUGUACCUGGCAGUGGGCAUCUUUGUCUUCUCCGCCCUGGGCUACACAAUGGAGCAGAGCCACCCUGAGACCUUAUUUAAGAGCAUCCCCCAGUCCUUCUGGUGGGCCAUCAUCACCAUGACGACGGUUGGCUAUGGUGACAUCUACCCCAAGACCACACUGGGCAAGCUCAACGCGGCCAUCAGCUUCCUGUGCGGGGUCAUUGCCAUUGCCCUGCCCAUCCACCCCAUUAUCAACAAUUUCGUCAGGUACUACAACAAGCAGCGGGUCCUGGAGACUGCAGCCAAACACGAGCUGGAGCUGAUGGAGCUCAACUCCAACAGCGGAGGGGAGGGAAAGGCUGGGGGCUCCCGGAGUGACCUGGACAACCUCUCGCCCGAGCCUGCAGGGAAUGAGGGACCUAGAUGGAACAGCAGGCUGAAGAUCUCCCACAGUGACACCUUCAUCCCCCUCCUGACUGAGGAGAAGCACCAUAGGACCCGGCUCCAGAGCUGCAAGUGAUGAAGGGCAUCCCAAGCAGAGAAGGACUGGGCCUGUGGGCGGAUGGACGGUGAAAUGGGCAUGGUGGCGAGUGCCUGAGAGUAGCUGUCCUUUGUCCCCCCUCUCCUUUCCUGAACAGAAUUCUGAAGGCCCUCUUGGGCACCUCUGACAAGGCUGGGUAAGACCCCUUUGUGUUGCUGACUGUCCAGGAGCCUGUGUGGAGGGAAAGGUGUCCAAGAGCCACUGGGCAGUGUGGGGUAGGGGCUGAGUGGAGGCCGUGGACUGGCUGGUGGCCAGAGCCCAUGCCCGGUUCUGUAUCUCCUUCAAUAAAGCCUCCUGCUCUGUGCACCCAACCCGAGUAGUAGGUUCUGUCACAGGCUGGCUGUUGCUCCCGAGAUGUGGCUCAGACUUGCCCCAGUACCAGGCCAGGAGGUAGGUGUGCAGGGGAGGAGGUGGUAUUUUUAGCUGGGAAUGAAUUAAAGUUGGGCUCAUAAUGCAGGGUUCAGCGCCAAGGAGCCUUGCCACAUUCCAGGAGCUCUGCGCUGGUGAUGAUUCUUUCGUUCGUUCGCUUUCCUUCUGGGGAAAAACUUGCUCCCUGAGGGCUCCCAGGAGGGGCACGACUUCACAGAACAGAGA